Molecule: messenger RNA, 6365 nt
Organism: Leptidea sinapis
Lineage: Eukaryota; Metazoa; Arthropoda; Insecta; Lepidoptera; Pieridae
Product: zinc finger protein 695-like
Exons: 6
Coding region: 1-1284 (427 amino acids)
Biological process (GO): regulation of transcription by RNA polymerase II
Molecular function (GO): DNA-binding transcription factor activity, RNA polymerase II-specific; RNA polymerase II cis-regulatory region sequence-specific DNA binding
Source: RefSeq, a predicted model, not a curated record
AUGGCAUCGAAAACAGUGCGUAAGGUGAAUGUUAUCCCUUUGCCAAAAAUAAUUAAGAAAGAGACCUUUAGUGAUGAUGAAGAGGAUACAGUUCAGUGCAAGCUGUGCAGUAAAGGUUUUGUUACACAGAUUGCUCUCAACAACCACGCCAAGAUAGAGCACAUAGAGGAGUACCUCAACGGUGAAGACCUGUGUGUCCAUCUGUUUAAGAAGCAGGUAAGAAGAAAACUGACAGAUGAAGAAAAGAAAGAGAUACAACUGAAAACAGAGAAACUUCUGUCCUCUAUGAAGCCGGUCAGACUGAGCGCGCUCGCUUCCGCAGAGGCCAGCUACAUGAUCAUCAAAGAUGAGGACGCCGUUAGAGCGGUGGAGGAGCAGGAAGUGCGGAGUGCCCCCAAGAAGAGGAUGAGAGUGGAGAAGGAGAGAAAGGAGAAAGAGCCCAAAGCGAUCACUGGUCCGUUCGAGUGUCUGCAACCGUCCACCCUGAACCCGAGUGGCAAGUGUCACCAGAUGUUCUUCUCGUGCUGCGACUACUCGACGCACUUCCGGGAGGAGCACACCAGGCGGCGCAAGGGGUUCAAGUGUCAGGUCUGCGAGAAGCCACUCAGCGGUGACCUGCCCUUCACGUGCUCGAAGUGCGGCGCGGCGUUCGUGAGCGGCGAGCAGCUGGCGGCGCACGCGGGCGGGCCGCAGUGUGCGGCGGCGCGCGGCGGCAAGCAGUACGCGUGCGGCGAGUGCGGCAAGAGGUUCGCGCAGGCGGGCGGCCUGCAGCAGCACGCGCGCUGUCACACGGGCGAGCGACCGUACCGCUGCACGCACUGCGACAAGGCCUUCACGCAGAAGUCGGGUCUGGAGCAACACCUGCGCAUUCACACAAAGUCGCGGCCGUACCGCUGCGUGGUCUGCGAGAAGACGUUCUGCCAGUCCGUGCACCUCACGCAGCACAUGAGAACCCACACCAACGUGAUGCCCUUCCAGUGCGCCGUCUGCCAGAAGCGGUUCAAACAGAGCAGCCACCUCAACUAUCACCUGCGGUACCACAGUCCGCAGAUGACGGACCAGCAGCAGAACGAGCCCGAGGUGACGAUACUGCUGCCGGAGGGCGCGGUCGAACCCGACGUCACGAUUGAGCAGCCCGAGGAGGUGCAGGAGGUGGACGCCCAGGACCUGGUGGCGGAGGAGGUGGAGGAGGUGGAGGUAGCGGACCUGAGCGAGUUCAUAGACGAGGACGGCGCCGUGCUCCACGAGGCCGUCAUGGUCAUGGUGGAGACUAAUGAUGCGUAGAGGCACAGAGACUACUGUGUACUGGCUGACAUCUAUGGAGCGUACCUAGACUUCACUGAGACUUUGUUUACGUUCAACUUAGCUGAUUGUGACAAAACUCGACUUUUACAUUGGACUGUCUUAGCUUAAUAGUAUAAUUUCACAUGUCAAAUGACUUUAAAAAUGAAAAUAAAACUGAAAACAAAAUUUAUUAUUUCUCGCGUUUCGUGCGAGCGCUUUUUCCAACUGAGCCAACCGUUCAAGUGAAGUAUCAUCAUAAAAUAUUGUUUGAUUUGUUCAACUCUCAGGUUGUGGCUUCAUCUACAGGAUCUACUUUACAGUUGAGAAACUACUAAACCCCAAUAUUUGCAUAUUAGGAAAUUGACUUGAGAUGUCGCACUUGCAAAUCUAAACAAUUUGUUAUGUUUUUAAAGUGAUAACCCUCACUUCUGGGAUUAAAUACACAAAUAAAACUGUGUAAAGUGGCAGUUAUCACUUUGAGGUUACCACUUUAAAACAUAACAAAUUGUGUAAAAAUGAAGUCAAACAUAUUGUUAUUAAACGCGAACUUGACUUUUACAUUGGCCUGUCUUAGGUUAAGCUCAGCACAAUUUCAGAUAUCAAAUGAGUGUAAAAAUUAAUUAAUUACAUGUGAAUAAAGUCUGAACAGAGCCUAAAUACACUACACUAGACUACACUACCUUAGACAUCACUCAGACUUUACUUACGUAAAACUUAGAUGAGUUUAAGCUUAACUUAAUUAUUGGUUAAGUUUUUAUAGUCAUUUGAUAUCUGAAGUUAUGCUGAGCUUAAACUAACGGCCGUUCCCAAUAUUCAGUCUAUCUCUAGUUGUGCCUACUAGAGAUAAAAAUCUAUCAGCUAUCGUUGACUUUCCUGUCCCAAUAAACUUAUAGACGGUAACUCACCGUACACGCUGUCUGUCAAUGGGACGUCGUAUAGCUUACCAGCGAUAUAAGUUUGUAUGGAAAUUGCAAUUCACGCGUCCCAAAUAUAAGGCGAUAAGAAUGACUUAUCGGGUAUAUUGGGACAACUUCAGAUUAUUGACAGCUAAUUACUGACUGUAGAAGGUAGUAAUUUAUCUCUAUCUAUAUUGGGAACGGCCGUAAGACAGCCCAAUGUAAACCCAAGUUCGCGUUUUAAGUUUUACUUAAGUAAAGUCUGAGCAAAGUGUAAGUACGCUCUAGAGAUAUCAGUCUUAGAUGUAUUUUGUUUUGAGAGUAAGCUGGAUUAUCACCAGUAAAUAUCUAAUAGUAAUGAUGUAAAUUAAUGAAUUGUAAAAGUAUUUAUCUACACCCAUGCUUUAAAUCCUAUAUUAAAGAUUCUAAAACAGUUAGCUUAUUGCCAACAUUAAAACACCCAAUGUCCUAAUAACCAUUACAUCACACAAACGAGUGUUGUAAUGUUGUACUGAGUUUCAUAACAACACUCCUUUGAUUUUUUUCGAUCCGUUCAUGCGCAAAGAGUUUCAACAGACAGCCUCCUUCUUAUUGCUCGAUGCGUGGUAUCUGCAUGAAUUUCAAAAAAGAACAUUUUCGUUUACGCGCGUUUCACACUACCAGAACGUCGCGCGCCGUAAAAAAAAGUAUGUUAUUCGAUUAGCCGCCAUUUUUUUUGUUUACAAAAAAUGAGUGAUUCAAGUUUAGAGGGCACACCGCCAGAUAUUUUAAUAAUUGCACUAAACAAAAUGUAUAUUACUACUAAAAUAAAUAAUUCUUUCGUUAAAAACUUAGUUUAUUUGUACAUAAUCAGUAAUGGAUGAUAUUAGGUUACUACUAGGACUGGUGUUUUAAUGUUAGCAGUAAGCUAACUGUUUCAGAAUCUUUUAGAGGAUUCAUAUUCUGGGUGUAGAUAAAGUCUUGUAUGCAACUGUUCAUAAUUAGGUAUUAAAACACUCGUGUGAUACCACACUCGGCUUCGCCUCGUCUGAUAAACCCACAUUCGUGUUUUAAUACCCCUUGUUACACAACAGCUGCAUAAAUAACUAUUAAUUGUUUGAUACAGAGAGUUGCCGUCAUAUUAACUGAUGUAGUUAAAGUUUUAGUCAAAUUUAAUGUUAACAGUAACACUGACUUUAAUAUAUAAUUAUAAAAGUGAAAUAUCAAGUCAAUAUCGAUUAUUUGUUUGAAACUUUUGACAGGUUGCUGUUUAGUUGACAUUAAACAUUAGCAAAUAUUUGGCUUAAUUUAACAUUAAUAUUAGUUUUAACCGGCGAACACUGGACAGUUACGGUUAACAGUAAAAGUUAUGACGUCAUUAAUAUUGUCAAAUGAGGCAACACGUGUUUUACUAAACCGGUACUUUAACAUGUUUGAUAUUGUUAAAGUUAUUUGGUGCAACCCAGCCUAAGAAUUAUAACAACGACUUGUUCUAUUUUGGACUAUUAAUACUACAACAAGUUUCCUUAUAUUUUCAUCAUAAUAAGAUAACAGUUGAUAAGUUGCCAUGUGUGAUAUGUUGUUGAUAUUUGGAAGAAUUAAACGUUACCUUUAAGACCGUGUUAUAUAUAUAUAUAUAUAUAUAUUUAAAAUUAUGCGUGAGUGUCGUCGAACUAAUUUCCUUAAGUAGUAUAUUAUGAUAUACUUCUCAAGUCAACUUCCUAAAAUGCAAAAAAUAUUGGGGUUGAGCAGAUAUCAACUGUAAAGUAGAUCCUGUAGACGAAGCCACAACCUGAGAGUUGAAGAAAGACAUAUCAAGAUUAACGAACCAUGCGUGCAAAUUUAAUUUGUAUAAAUUAUAAUCGAUAACAAAUAAAUUAAUUAUUAUUAAAUGAAACGGAGAAAUAACUAAUGUAGUGAAGGAAUGGUAAGAAAAAAAUUUUGUUGUGGAAAUGAAAUGAAAUUUUAUUUGCAAGAAACACUGUAAGUACUUAAGAUUUUAACAUAAUAUUAUUUAUAAUCCAAUAUGUUUCGUCGUUAUAGAGUUGUCUAAAUACCAACACACUACUGUUAUGCUGAAACAUGUCGGAUUUGCACAAUGCUGUCAUCAUUAUUUAUAAAAAUUUGAAGAUAUUAAAAUAUAAGUCGUAAAUAAUUUAACAAUUCUAAAAAAUAGACUAAUUCAUAAUAAUAAUUCAUUUUGUAUUGAAAAAUUCAUUUAAACUAUAGAAGCAUUUAUUUAACUAUUUAUUUAACCUUACCUUGAAAGGUAUAUCUUUCAAUUCACUAAGCAAUUUAUUAUAUAUUUUCAUAAACAUGCUGGAAUAAACGUUUUAUUGUUCAUAUGUUACUCAAAACUUCUAAUUCAUUUUAAACUUUAUCAGUACAUUAAGGGUAUGUUCCGAUAUGUACUGCACAGUGCUAUCACUGUAGAAAAAUUCGUUCCGUAGCCAUUACACUGCCGCAGUACCCUAGGGUAAUAUAUGACGUCAUAAAUCGCCGCCAUAUUCUACUGUGAGCACUGGCGUUUUCGAGGUAAGGUACUCGCAGUACUUUGAUCAUGUGAUCAGUCCAAACCACUCGAGUGCCUAACGUUUUAUAAACAAUACCUACAGUCUAAUCCUAAAUAUUUUUAAUUUGACAGUACUCCGAAAACAGUUUUUUUUAAAUGAACUAGAAAACUUUAAUACACUCAUUUGAAUGCUGCGUCAAACAAUGCGGCUGACAGUAUACGGGAUUGUGUUUCGUUUUAAAUAACCAAUAUAACUAACUAUUAAGGAACGGCUUCACAGUAUACUAAAUUGACGUCAUACUCUGUAGUGGUCGCAGUGCAUAUCGGAACAUACCAUAUAAACUAUAGCUCCGUGCAACCUCAUUGGCUGUCAUGAACCAAUAAGCGCGCACCUCUGACUCGACGCAGCCAAUAAGAGACGCGCUAUUGAUAACAUCCGCCAAGCUUGUACCGUGCGACAAUCGUUACAUUAUCUCAUUCACAAAAAAUGAAACGAUAAUUAGGUACUUCGUAUUAGACUAAAUUACAUUGAUAAUUGGAUUUAGUUCCUGAAAAACAUUUCAAGAAAUUUCGGUUUAAAGUUUAAUAAUAUUAGUGUAUUCCAUACAAGUGGGUUGGGCUACUAAGUCAUGAUGUCAUUUAAACAGUGACAUUCGGGCUACCAUUUUUUGUCAGUUUAUUCAUAUGAAUCACGUGACCAGUUUUGAGUUCUCAACUCAAUUUCGACAUGAUUGUGGUUUGGAACGUUUUACUGGAAUAACAACCAAUUAUUAUAAUUAUGUAGUUGUAAAUUGAUAUCGUUUAACGUUUCUGUUGGUUUAAUUUGGAGUACUUAAGUAUGGUAUAAGUAAGAUGGCGGAAAUUUAAAUUGUUACUUCCAUUUUUAACGAAACAUCAUGGCUAGAAUCAGCAAAUAAAUAUAUUUUAAUGUCCAAACAAAUUAUUAUUGUAAAUUUUAAAUUGAUUACCCUCACUUCUAGGAUUAAUUACAAAAAUGAAAUUAUAUAUUAUUAUUUAAACACAAAUAAAAUUUAAGAACGAUGCGGGACUCGAACUCACGACCUCUGUCGUUCCGUGCCAGUGCUCUAACCAACUGAGCUAACCGUUCGAGUGACUUAUCGUUAUAAAAUAUUGUAUGCUUUGUUCAACUCUCGGAUUGUGGCUUCAUCUACAGGAUCUACUUUACAGAUAACCUACUCAACCCCAAGAGUGGCAUCUCAAGUCAAUUUCCUAAUAUGCAAAUAUUAACGGUUAGCUCAGUUGGUUAGAGUACUGGCACGGAACGCCGAGGUCAUGGGUUCGAGUCCCGCAUCGUUCGUAAAUUUUGUUUUCAAAUUUAAUUUGUGUAUUUUAGUGUCUCAAUAAUAUCGACAAUAUAAUGUUUCUACACUAGAGACAUAUGACUGACUGUACCUACCGGUUGCCAGUAAUUUAAUUUUUGAUUAUAUAAAUAAUUUAAAAGGAAAACUUGUUGAAUUCUGAGAAGAUGUAUGUCGUGUAUAAGACCAGGUGUAUUAAGUCAAUAUUACAUUGUGUAUCUUAUAUAAUAUUAUAACCGUCAUACACAUGAUUGUGUAUUAUAUUAUAUGUAUAUAGCUUGCUAUAAUGAUAGUAUAUUGUUAUCUGCCAAAUAAUUUUAUUACUAUACGCUUUGUAUGUAGACAUAUUUUUUUCGAAUAAAAUAGUUUAAUUCA